Messenger RNA from Sorghum bicolor (sorghum), 1665 nucleotides. RefSeq names its product ribose-phosphate pyrophosphokinase 3, chloroplastic. Bases 146 to 1369 code for a protein of 407 amino acids. The transcript has 7 exons. Gene Ontology annotation, molecular function: ribose phosphate diphosphokinase activity; magnesium ion binding. NCBI's taxonomy places the organism in Eukaryota, Viridiplantae, Streptophyta, Magnoliopsida, Poales, Poaceae. The record is from RefSeq and is a predicted model, not a curated record. Gene Ontology annotation, biological process: purine nucleotide biosynthetic process; 5-phosphoribose 1-diphosphate biosynthetic process. Gene Ontology annotation, cellular component: ribose phosphate diphosphokinase complex; cytoplasm.
AAAGAUCCGUCAUCGCCCACGCCCAGCCCGGCUCGUCUGCCCGUCAACACCGCUGCUGUCUGCCUACUCGCCCAGCCACCUCGGCUGUUUGGAUUUGGGCUACUCGGCAACAAACCUCCUCCCCCUUUACCGCGGCGUGCGGCGGAUGGCAACGGCCGCCUCCGCCUUCCCCGGCGCGUUCGGCGUCAAAACCCCAGCCCCAGCCCGUGGGCUGAGCGCGCACCCGGCCCUCACCCCGAGCCCCGCAUUCGCGAGGCCUUUGCCGCGCACCCCCGCCUGCGGCAGGUCCCGCGCCAGCCUCCACCUCGGCGGCGUGGGCGCGGCCAGCAGCAGCGCCGCCGCCGCCGGCAACGGCACCGGGCUCCACGUGCCCCCCACGACCGCGCCGCUCGCCGUGCCCAAGAUGGCCGGCUCCAUGAAGACGCACAAGAACGUCCUGCUCUUCUACUGCGAGGAGAUGCGGGACCUCGCGCGGCAGGUGGUCGCCCGGAACGAUGACAUCGAGCUGCGCUCCAUCUCAUGGAGGAAAUUUCCCGAUGGAUACCCGAAUUUGUUCAUCUCGAACGCCCACAACAUUCGUGGGCAGCAUGUUGCCUUUUUGGCCUCGUUUAGCUCGCCCAGUGUCAUAUUUGAGCAACUAUCUGUCAUAUAUAAUCUGCCAAAGUUGUUUAUUUCUUCAUUUACUCUUAUACUCCCGUUUUUUCCAACCGGGACUUCUGAGCGCAUGGAAGAUGAAGGAGAUGUUGCAACCGCCUUUACACUUGCCAGAUUUUUGUCAAAUAUACCAAUAUCACGAGGUGGACCUUCGAGUUUAGUAAUUUUUGAUAUCCAUGCUUUGCAGGAGAGAUUCUACUUUGGAGACUCAGUCUUACCAUGUUUUGAGAGUGGCAUCCCCUUGCUAAAAAGUAGGCUUCAGGAGCUACCUGAUUCCCAUAAUAUAACCAUAGCAUUUCCAGAUGACGGUGCAUGGAAGCGCUUCUAUAAGCAACUUCAACAUUUUCCUAUGGUUGUAUGUAACAAAGUUAGAGAAGGGGAGCAAAGAAUUGUACGGAUAAAAGAGGGAGAUCCUAGAGGACGUCAUGUUGUUAUAGUGGAUGAUUUGGUUCAGUCUGGUGGUACAUUGAUUGAGUGCCAGAAAGUACUGGCAGCUCAUGGAGCAGCAAAGGUCAGUGCAUACGUGACACAUGGCAUUUUUCCCAAUAACUCAUGGGAAAAAUUUCAGCAUGAUAAUGGAGAGGGUCCGGAGCACGGCCUGAGCCACUUUUGGCUUACUGAUUCAUGCCCCCUUACUGUCAACGCGGUGAAGGGCAGGCGGCCAUUUGAAAUUCUAAGUCUGGCCGGACCUAUAGCUUCUGCUCUCCAGAUUUAGGAAAAUCUGGUCUGCUCGAUCCCUUGGGAUAUUGUUGGCUAUUCAGUUCAUUCUUCUUUCUUUUUUCUUUGAGGAAUUUGGUGCUUUCCUUCCGACAGCUAUAGAGCAUAUCGCAAUGUAUUUAAUAGAAAUAGAGAAGCUUAAAAUGGCAGAUCUUCACUGCAGCGUCUGCUUGGCGAAAAGCAUUCGUAGUCGUAGGAUUGCCUGUUCAAUAAUUUGACUGAGCAAGUCAAGUGUCGAUCUGUGUUCUAUAAAUAAAACUCUCGAAUAAAGUUUCAGUAAUCUGCCAACUUGCA